Molecule: messenger RNA, 3984 nt
Organism: Plasmodium gallinaceum
Lineage: Eukaryota; Apicomplexa; Aconoidasida; Haemosporida; Plasmodiidae
Product: conserved Plasmodium protein, unknown function
Exons: 1
Coding region: 1-3984 (1327 amino acids)
Source: RefSeq, a predicted model, not a curated record
AUGAAAACUCCUCUAAAUGAUUUAAUAAGGGAAUGUAAAGAAUUAGAUGAUUAUUCUUCUAAUUUAAAAAAAAAAAACUGCAAAAUUAUUUCUUAUUUAAAAAAUAAAUCUAAAAUUAAUUCUCUUUUAUUAAAUACAAAAGAAAUUAAACAGAACCAAUUUUUAAAUGGUGAAAGUAGUAAAUUAUAUUUUAAAGAUGAAAAAGUAAAUAAUUUACAAAACAAAGUAUCUAAUUAUUUCGAUUUAUUAAAUAAUGAUAGUAUGAAUGUGAAAAAUGAGUUAAGAUAUAAAAGUAGUAAUCAACUUAACGAAUUUAACAUUAUUCCCAAUAAUCCACCUGGAAAGAAAAAGCGAAAAGAAAAAGCUGCUUUUCUUAAUAAAAUUAAAACAUUUAGUAAUGUAGAAGAAAACAAAUAUAAUAAAAAUAUCUUCCUAAAAGAAUAUAAAAAUAGUACAAUAAGAAAAAAAGAACAUUCUAAUGAAUACAAUGUUCCAAAAAUAGAAAAUAAUUAUGACAUUAAAAAUAAUAUAUAUAUAAAAUGUAUGAAUGUAGAUAGAGGAAACUCAGAAAAAUAUAGAAUUAAUUAUUUUUCUCCUAAAGAAGAAUUAACUAUUAACCAAAAUGAAUAUAAUUUCAUUAAUAAUUACAAUAAAAUAUCAAGAAAAAAAUGUAAUAUUAAGAAUAAUAAUUCUAAUUAUGAUAAUUUAUUACAAAUAUAUGAACAUAAAUAUCUUAAGAUCAUCUCUAAUGCAAAUAGAAAAUCGUCUUCAAAACAUAUUUAUAAGAAAGAUUAUUCUGUAAAUCUAUUAAAUGAUAAAUUAAAUAAUAAGUUAAUAACUGAUAAUAAUAAUAAUUAUCAAGAUAAAAAGAAAAAAAUAAAUUAUUUAGGAAAUUCAAAAAUACCAAACAGUAAUACAUAUGAAGAAAUAAAUAAUCAAAACAAUUUAAAACACACAAAAAAUAAUAAUUUAAAUAAUUAUCUCAUAAAAAGAGAAACUGAUAAGAUUAGUGAUGAUAAUAAUAAUAAUAUUAAUGAAAAUAAUAAUAAUGUUAAUAGUAUUAAUAUUAAUGAAAAUAAUGAUAAUGUUAAUAGUAAUAAUAUUAAUGAAAAUAACAAUAAUGUUAAUAGUAAUAAUAUUAAUGAAAAUAAUGAUAAUGAUAUUAGUAAUAAUGAAAAAAGUAUUGAUGAUAAUAACAUUAACAACUAUAAACAAAGAUUAAAGAUUAAUAACAAUUUUGAUUCUAUAUUCAAAAAUGAAUUUAAGAAUAACAAUUAUUCAAUGGAAAUAAAUUUUUCUAAAGAUAAAAAAAUGAAUAAUGAUAUAAGAAAGGUUAUAAAAAGUAUAAACACUUUAUAUAGUUUUAUAAAAGAUAAUGUUGCUAGUAAUAAUAAAAUAAGAGAAGAAAUAGAUGGAAAUUAUUUUAACAAUGAUUAUAAUAUGAAUUUCAAUGAAUAUUCAUCUAUAGAUAAAGAACAAAAUCUUCAUAAUUAUGCAAGGAAAAAAUAUAUAGAAGAAUUUAAAAUUCUUAGAAAAAAACAGAAAAAGAAAAUUAAAAUAAUACAAUGUGAACAUAUAAGAAAAAAGCAAAAUAAAAUAACAAAAAAAAAAAUAGGAAAAUUAAAUAAAAAAAUACACAUAAAAAUUUCACAAUCGACAUUCAAUUUAGAAAAAGAGAUUCGAUUAGAAGAAAAAAAGAAAUUUGAAAAUAAAAUAAAAAAAGAAGAAAUAGAAUAUCUACAAGAAAUGAAAAAUAACGAAAAAAGAAAAAUAAUGAAAAUAUUAGAUAAUGGUAUUAAUAAAUCAAAUGCAGAAUUACUUGAAAUAGAAACAAAAGAUUUGAUAAAAAAAGUUGAUGAAACAAAAUGCAAAGAUAUUAAAAGUUUUAUAUUUUCAGAAUUAAAAAAUGAGCUAUCUUCCAAUUUACUCAUAACAAAUGACAAUAAAUCAUAUAUUUGUAACAAUAAAUAUAUAUACAAAGAUAAUAAUUUGAAAUUAGAUAAAAAUAUAAAAUCACCUAAAGAAAUAAAUAAAAACAGAACGAAACAUCCAACUUUUUUUGAGUCUACUAAGUACCAUAGUAAUAAGGAAUCAAUUAAUUAUUUAAAAAAAAUAAAAAAUAUUAAUGUCAGAAAUUUUCUAAUUUAUAAGAAAAAGAAAAUAUUUACUAUAAAUAAAAAUAAUUCUAAGAAUAUUAACUUAAGAAAUAUAACAACAAAUAAUAUUAAACUAAAAAAAGACAAUAACGAAAUAUUAUUAAAAAAUAAUAUAAAAAGAAAAUUGAAAUCAGCAGUUGAAGAUAAUGCUAAUUUAACACUAUCAGAAAAUGAGAAUGAAGAUAUUACAAAAAAUUCGAAGGGUGAUUUCUCUGAAUGUAGUGUCAAUAUUGAAAGAUUUAAUAAUAUUAGCAAAAAUAUAUUUAAAGAAGAAUGUCCUGAAAUCAAAAAUUACAACAAUAAUUAUAAUUUAAAAGAAUAUAUUACAAUAAGAAUCAAUAAUAAACAAAAUUAUGAAGAAAAAAAAAAUAUAUUUGAUAGUAAUAAAUUUAAUUCUUUAAAUAAAAGUGGAUUUAUAACAAAAGAAUCAGAAAAUAUAAAUAUAUUUUGUAAAAGUAAGAACAAAGAAAAAAAAAAUAAUUUGGGAAAUCUUCAAAAUUAUAGAAAAGAAUUAAAAAGAAAAAAUAAUAUUUUUAAUAAAAGUGUUAAUAAAACUUUAGAUAAAAAACUAUAUGAGAAUAACAAUUAUUCUUUUUUCCCAAUAUUACUUAGUCAUAAUAACAUCAUAUAUAUAGAAGAACAACACAAUAGAACAUAUAUAUAUUUAGUAAAUAAUUUAAAUAAUGUUAUUCAUAAUAUCUUUAAAUAUAAAAAUAAAAUAUUAUUUUUCCAUGUUUUUUUUUAUAUUUUUAAUUUAUUUUUAUUUUAUAAAUUGUUAAAUACUGAUCUGUUAAAUAAACAAGGGAAUUUUGCUACAAAAGAGACCAUUUGCAUUUUAUAUUUUAUGAUUAUAGAAUUUUAUUUAUUAUUUUUAAAUAAUGCAAUUUUUUUUUUUUUAAAAAGUCAGAUGCGAAAAGCUAUUGCUUUAUUAGAUAAGGUAAAUUUAAUAUAUUCAUUAAGUAAACUUUUUCCAAAAUAUUAUUCAUACUUUAAAAGGCACUUUUCUAUUUUAGAAGAUAUUGAUAAAGAAUUACAUAAAAAAAACAAAAAAAUAAUAAAUUCAAAUAAUUUUGAGGAUUUAUUAAAUAGUAAUUGUAUUAUUAAAAGUGAGAAUAACCUAAAUGAUUUAGAAAAAUUAAAUAACAAAAAAGAAAAUAAUUCUGACAAGAUAAACCAAUUAGAUAAAUUAAAUAAUUUGGAUUUUAUACCUAAUAAUGAAGAAAAGAAGAAAAAUAAAAAAAAAAGCCUUAAAGGAUUGAUAAGAAAAACAGAUAAAAAUUUAGAUUUUAAUACAUCUAAAAAUUGCAAAAAUAUAUAUAUUUACCCAUCUAACAAUGAAAAUAGCAAAUAUUUUAAUGAUAAAGUAAAAUAUAAAGAAAAUAAAAUGGUUCAAAUAAAUAAAAAAAUAAAAUCAAAUGAUAAAAUAAAUUUUAAUUAUUCUAAAUCAAGAUACCAAAUUAAAAAAUAUAAUGAUAAAGAAAUAAUUGAUUUUAUGUUUUUCAUAUUAAGUAACCAAAAAAAUCUAAAUUUAGACAAAUUAUUUUUUUUAAAAUUAAGAAAAUAUACCAAUUAUUUAAUAAUUUUUUUUUUUGCAUUAUUAAUUUAUAUUACAGUAUAUUUUGAAAUAAAGGAUCCUUUCUAUUUUUAUUUGCAAAAAAAUUGCAUUUUUUUUACUUUAGUUUCUUUUAUUAUACUCAUUCAAAUACUUUUUUGUAUAAUAAUAGAAAUUAAAAAAAUAUUUGUAGAAGAAAUGAGAAUAUUUUUAAAUAAAAGGAUUAUUAAUCUAGAAUAUCCAUUAUAUAUAUAUAUAAAUCAAAAAUUAAAAUAA